CUCAGCCGACCUGGCGCCUAGGCUGAGAGGAUUAAUCCCCGCAGCCCAGAGGCGGAGGCGGCCUCGAGGCCCAGCGCAGGAUUAUUCAAAAUAGAGCUGUAGCCAUUUUCAACAAGGAUCGAUGAUAAGAAUUUUUCUUUUUAAAAAAAGAUUUUCAAGUUAAAGAUGAAAGGAAAAUACUGGAAUGUUUUGGAUUCUAACUCCUGAGAUAAUGAAUAUAGUUUUUCACAGUGACUUCUGAUGGAACCUUAGUAAAAUUCAUUGUUUGUCAUGCACCCAACUGCGAACAUGGAUGUUGGCUUUUCUCGUUCUGCUGUUCAUACACUGUCAAGAAGCCACUGCAAAAACAUCAAGCAAAAAAUUUCCCAGUGGGAAGGAAGAGCUAAUGGUAUAUCUAACCCAGAUAAGUGGCAUCCAAAGGACUUUGGAGUGAGAUAUAAUAACUGUAAUCAAGAGAUUCUUAAGAAAACGCCUAUUACUGAGGGAAAGAGCAAAAAGUUGGAUGUAACCAACACUCAAAAUAUUGUUCAAAGUAUUAAUGAAGAUGUCAAAAGCCACAAUCAAAGUGAGGAUGAAAGUGGAAAACCUGAAUAUGAUACACGCUUAUUUAAAAAUGAAUCAGAACCCAACUGGGUGUGUUCUCGGGUCAAACAAAUUGAAAACUGGAAACAAGUUUUAGAUCCAGAGACUUCAUUACCUCCGGGAAAUUUCUAUACCUCACAAAUAUUGUGGAAGAAAAUAGAAGCACUUUCCCCAGAUAAAGUCUUAAAUUUGGCUUUAGAGCAUUGUGGCUCUUCAGAAAAAGAACUGAAUUUCAGAGUUCUGAAUAGUUCAUAUGGAGUAACGAAGAGCUUAGAAAACAUUUACUCUGAGCCUGAGGGACAAGAAUGUGGACCUUCUAUAAAUCCUUUGCCAAAACCUCGUAGGACAUUCAGAUAUUUAUCUGAAUCUGGCGUUAUGCCAUAUAAAGAAAGAAACUGUGACGAAAAAUACUGUGAAAAUAAUUCUUGUGCAGAAUCUUCUUUGGCCUCUUCUCAGGAACCUGAACCAAAGAAAUAUGGUGGAAAAAUCAGAGGGAGAUCUAAAAGGAAAUCCUUUGAGUUUGAGGACAUUCAGCACUUUCGAAAUCGGAACUCACGGAAGAUUCAUGAAGAACUUGGAAGAAAUUCUGGCUCAGCACUUUAUUACACACAGUCUGAGGACAAUAUCUAUGAGGAUAUCAUAUAUCCCACCAAAGAAAAUCCAUAUGAAGACAUUCCAGUGCAGCCUUUGCCCUUGUGGAGAUCCCCUUCAGCAUGGAAGCUCCCACCCCCUAAAAGUACUUUCAGAACACCCAAGCUUCCUCCCAAACCUCAUUUCCUUCACCGGAAGACUAUGGAACUAAAGAACUCACAAGCUUAUAUAAGGUCAAAGCUCACAAAGGAUACUACAUUGCCAGUCACGUUAACUGAAUGGAAGCUUUUCCGAGCUGGAGAAGUUGCAAACAGGAAAAGGAAAAAUCUUCCAAGGCUUGUAUUAAAAAUAGAUGAUAUAUUUGAGUCUAAGAGAGGGAAGAAAAGGGUAAAGUUACACCCUUACACUGGAAAAGAUGUACCUCCCUCUAAAGGUGAACCCAGUGGGUAUGAAAGUGAUGCUGAGUAUCUACCAAAGAGUCGCCACAAGCGCAUAGCACAACUGCAGCAGUCUUCCAAGAGGAAUCCGCACUACCAGACUUUAGAGCGGGAUCUGAUUGAAUUACAGGAGCAGCAGCUCUUUGAACUUUUUGUGGUGGUGUCUCUACAGAAGAAGCCGUCAGAAGGAAGCUACGUUCCCCAGGUCAUACAACAAUUCCCUAGCAAGGGUGAUCAUGGCUUUAAGCAAUCCAGAGACACUGAAGAGAGGCUCAAAGUUAUCCCCAAAUUUUGUUUUCCUGAUUCAGAAGACUGGGUGCCAACCUCAGAACUCAAGAGUGAAACCUUCUCCUUUGUCUUAACUGGUGAAGAUGGGAGCCGGUGGUUUGGUUACUGUAAGAAACUGUUGCCAGAAGGCAAAGGAAAGCGACUCCCUGAGGUAUACUGCAUGGUCAGUCGCCUAGGCUGCUUCAACCUUUUUUCAAAGAUUCUGGACGAAGUAGAGAAAAGAAGAGAAAUGUCUCCAGCUUUGGUUUACCCCUUCAUGCGAAGUGUCAUGGAAGCUCCUUUCCCAGCUCCUGGACGCACCAUCACGGUGAAGAGCUACCUCCCUGGGGCUGGAGAUGGGUCCAUUGAACUGUGCCGGCCACUGGACUCGCGACUGGAACAUGUUGAUUUUGAGUGUCUCUUUAAGUGCCUCAGUGUGUGCCAUCUCAUUCGAGUCUGUGCCUCUCUCCUCUUGGAGCGGAGGGUAAUCUUUGUCGCCAACAGCCUAAGCACCCUGUCAAAAUGUGGUCAUGCCGUGGUUGCCACACUGUAUCCAUUCACCUGGCAGCAUACCUACAUCCCAGUCCUGCCAGCAUCUAUGAUUGACAUUGUAUGCUCACCUACUCCAUUCCUUAUUGGAAUCUUGUCUUGCUCCUUACCACAGCUCCAGGACCUACCCAUCGAAGAGGUGCUGAUAGUUGAUCUCUGUGCAGACAAGUUUUUACAGGAGGUAUCUGAUGAAGAUGAAAUUCUACCACCUAAACUACAAGCUGCCCUGAUACAGAUUUUGGAAGAACGAAAUGAAAUAUUGGCUCAGGAGCAGAAUUUUUCACAAGAAGAUGUGACACUCAACUCUCUGGUGUCCGAAGCAUUUGUCAGGUUUUUUGUGGAGCUGGUGGGACAUUAUUCUUUGAGCAUGACUGUCACUGAGCGUGGGGAGCGUGUAUUCCAAAGGGAGCCAUUUCGUAAAUCUCACACCUCCCGAAGUGUACGCCACUUCCUGGAUCUCUUCAUGGAAACUCAGAUGUUUGCAGGAUUCAUCCAGGACCGAGAGCUUCGGAAAAGUGGGGUGAAAGGUUUGUUUGAGGUCAGGGCCCUCCAGUAUUUGGAAACAAUUCCUGAGUCUGAGCCCAGUGGAGUGAAUAGAAUUUUGCGAAGUCUUGGAAGUAAAAUGAAAUUUCUGCAGAAGAAAUGAAAUCUUGACUGCCUCCAUCCUGAAUAGAACAGAAUGUGCCAAAGAAACUAUUUUUCCAAGAAUCAGGAUGCCCUGAAGUAUUCUACAGAAUGUUGAAAGGUUACAGAGUGGGCCAGGUUCUUGGAGGAGGAUUCUCCUGUUGCUGCUGUAGAAUCACUGGAGAAUUGUUGGGAGUAGUCUGGAACCUAUACUUCCUUUAUUCUGUCUGCCUCCAGAUUUUUUCAAGUGGCCUUUUGAGUCUUGGCUCAUUCUUUGUGUUUUGAGUUUAGCGGAUGAAGGCACUUAUCUUUUAUACAAGAGAAGAACAUGGUGUUGCAUUUUUAAAAACAGCUCAAAAAUGAGCACAGCGAAAAAGUGCUGCAUUUAAGGUACUAGGGAGGCAUGAUAUAAGUAGACGACACAAGCCCUUCACACAUAAUUCUCAUCACUGAAAUUCCAUGGCAGCUUUAAACGUAUGGGCUGUUUAAGGAAUAUACUCAUCUCUUUUUUUAGGGGCGGGGAGGGGUGGGGGGAAGUGUUUAAAGCUAGGGGAAUCUCACAUGGAAGUCCUAUUUAUUAACACUGUUGUUGAGUAUCUUAUAAAAAUAGACACCCUACAACAUUCCUUGCACAUUGUAUGGCACUUGGGUAGCUUGUCCCUCGUGUAUCAACACUGGGAAAUUAUAGCUAAUAGGGGGACUUCCCUGGUGGUGCAGUGCAUAAGACUCCACACUUCCACUGCAGGGGACACAGUUUCAUCUCUGGUCAGAGAGCUAAGAUCCCACAGGCUGUGUGACAUGGCCAAAGAGAAAAAAUAUAUAGCUAAUAGGAAAAUUUUGUCUCAAGGGCAUGAAAACUACCUUCUUUUUCAGGGUCCAUCUUGGGCCAUGAAUGGUAUGUGUGUGUAUGUCAUCUUUAAUUUAGUCUUUAAAUCAACUGUUUGCAUCUCUCAUUUCAUUGAUGAAGAAAGUGGAAUUCAGAGAGUUUAAACUGAAGCCAGGACUAUUCAUUUUUUAACACAAAGCUGGUUAUUCCUACAGAUGGAAAAUUGGGGUCUGUGGGAUUAUAGCUAUUGGAAAAGGUUUUUUUGUUUUGUUUUGUUUUAAGCUGAAGUGUGCCAGAGCCAACUUGCAGCUCUGAGGAUACAGGACUUCAUGCUACAGGUGUCCAGCUGAGACUCUCCUCAUGGUUCUUUUAGAAAUGUUGGGUUUUUUCUCUAAAUUGGACUCAGAAUAUGGACAUUUCCUGGGCACACACCACAUAAUCACCCCAACUUUUAAUAUCUAAAGUAGUAGCAGUGAUUUGAAAGAGAAAUUUGUCAGCCAUGGUGUAAUUUUAAUUGAUAAAUGUUAUAGCAAGUGUCAGUUUGUUUUCUUCAACUCCUGCUGAUGGCUUUAACUACAUAAAAAAUAUUCAAACUUAAAACAUUGUUGUGUUUUGAUACAACUUACUGACUUGUACAAUAUUGUCAUUACAACCCAUUCAGGUGUGUGUGGAUGGAUCUGAAGCAGACAACAUGUAAGAUGGGUGCUGUAUAAUCCAAUUCCUACAGAUGUGGGUCCAGAAAAUAGAACUGAGCCCUUGUCUUUAAAAAAAAAAAAAAAAAAGUUUAUUAAGCAGCUUACCCCAGUGGGACUUUUACCAGACAUUUCCCCAUUUGGUCUCUUCUGACACUCCCACCCGGAGGGAACAAUCCAACUGGGAAUUGAGUGUUUAUCCCUCUGUGAGGAGCCCUUUACUUCAGGAAUGGGAGUCUUGUUUUUAUCCCUCCCAUCUGAAGCUGCUUCCUUAAGUCUGUUUUGUUUUGUUUUUGUACAGAAUUACGAAUUCUGGACAUGUUUGUAAGAUAAUCGCUCAAGAUUUGUAUAAAAUGUUGUUCACAGAUCUUUUAAUGAAUAAACAAAAAAAUACCAUGGAUCUCUUGGAGAAUUUGAAAUAAAAUUGCUUAAAUUGUAAA
Messenger RNA from Odocoileus virginianus texanus, 5008 nucleotides. RefSeq names its product DENN domain containing 2C (gene DENND2C). NCBI's taxonomy places the organism in Eukaryota, Metazoa, Chordata, Mammalia, Artiodactyla, Cervidae. The record is from RefSeq and is a predicted model, not a curated record.